This is a messenger RNA of Biomphalaria glabrata, 1244 nucleotides long. RefSeq lists its product as uncharacterized. NCBI's taxonomy places the organism in Eukaryota, Metazoa, Mollusca, Gastropoda, Planorbidae. Gene Ontology annotation, molecular function: protein tag activity; ubiquitin protein ligase binding. The coding region runs from base 298 to 867 and encodes 189 amino acids. Gene Ontology annotation, cellular component: nucleus; cytoplasm. Gene Ontology annotation, biological process: modification-dependent protein catabolic process; protein ubiquitination. The transcript has 5 exons. The record is from RefSeq and is a predicted model, not a curated record.
CAAGGAGAGGGAGCGGCGAAAAACAUGUUUUAUUUUCAGUGUAAUUUAUCUGAAUAUUAGUACAAUUACAUGUUUAAAAAAUAAAAUAUCUCAAGUAGGAGACGUCGUUUUAUCUUCUUAUAAGACCUUGUUAAAGGUAGACUUUUUGCGAGCUCUUAUCGUCACGUUCGGGGUAUGAAAAACAAAUUACCUUAGAAUUUCAGUUUCAACAUGGAUGUUUCGUUACGCUUUAUAAACACGUUCAUUUAUCAAAAAACGCAUUUGAUUCUCACACCUGAGCAGGAUUUCUAAACUAACAUGUCCAAACUGACCAGUGAAUGUGAUGACAUGGACAUUGACAGUGGUGUCAGUGACAUGACAGAAACUGAAAGCUUAAGCAGUGUCACCUCCGACUCUACUAUCAUAGGUUCACCACCUUCAAGUGUAAUGGGCGAUUCAGAAGUACGUGGCGCUGAGAAUCACUUCACCCUCGUAAAUGAUGCAGCGUCAAACAGUUCUGUGGUUAGUCCAGAUAGUGGAAUAGGAAGUGGAUCUGGAAGUGGAAAUGGAAUGAAACUUGGAGAGCCCUUACCUUUUGAGCGAAAAGACCCACAGACGAGUACCCAAGAAUGGGUUGAAAGGCAUUUUGAGGUGUUCGUUAAAACUCUGGAUGGUAAAACUUUGACCAUACAAGUUGAAGAGCAUGAAGAAGUCACAAGCUUCAGGAAGAAAGUUCAGGAGAAGACAAACGUGGAUGCAAGUCAGCAUUAUUUUCACACAGCAGAUGGAAAGAAACUGGAAGACGGAGAAAGACUCAGCAAAUACGACAUUAAGAAACAUUCCACCAUUUUCUGUCAGGGUAGACUCAGGGGAGGAGAGUAUAUUUAGAGAUGAAAGUCACUUUAACAUCGUCUCCAAGUAAUUAAAUGCAUUAGUUACUGGUAAUUAAUUAAAUUUGUUUGAAAUAGAAAAAAAAAUCAAUAUGAAUGUAUGGCUUUAGGUGAGAACUUUUCCCCUAAAAUAUUUUUCUUUCUUUUGUUUUAUUGUUCAUCUUUUCUUUUUAAUCUUGCUUACUUGAAUACUAAAACAAUUUACCGCUUUGUCCCAAAACAUUAGGUGUGUUUGAUAUCAAGGCCAAUGUCAGGAAAAUAAAUUGUAGACUCAGUUCCAUGUUUUAUUAAGUCUGUAUAAAGUAAAAAAAAAAAGUUAGAAUUUUUUAGAAAAAUAAAAAUCUUAAUUCAAAAAUAAAAUACAAUAGUUACUGC